Messenger RNA from Blepharisma stoltei, 1368 nucleotides. The record is from the annotation of a GenBank genome assembly. NCBI's taxonomy places the organism in Eukaryota, Ciliophora, Heterotrichea, Heterotrichida, Blepharismidae.
AUGUUUAGAGCGCUCACGUCAAGACGUCUUUUUAGCACAAUCCGUGAUCUCAGAGCCCGUGAAAUCCUUGACUCUCGUGGAAAUCCCACCAUAGAAGUAGAAUUAUUUACAGAAACAAGCAUGUUCAGAUCUUCAGUCCCAAGUGGAGCAUCCACAGGAGUAUACGAAGCAGUAGAGCUCCGUGAUAAAGAUUUUUCAAGAUAUCUUGGCAAAGGAGUACUAAAAGCUGUUGAUAACGUGAAAUCUAUUAUAAAACCAGCAAUUUUAGGCAGAAAUGUCACAGAUCAGCAAAAUAUUGAUAAGUUCAUGGUCGAAACUUUAGAUGGGACCUCCAAUGAAUGGGGCUGGAUCAAAAAUAAGCUUGGGGCAAAUGCUAUUUUAGGUGUUUCUCUCUGCUUAGCAAGAGCAGGUGCUGCAGAUGCCGGAUUGCCUUUAUAUGCAUAUAUCGCCCAUCUUGCAGGCAAGCCAAUUGAUAAAUUUAUUCUCCCAGUCCCAUCCCUUAAUGUCAUCAACGGUGGUUCUCACGCUGGAAAUAAUCUCUCAAUGCAAGAAUUCAUGAUUCUUCCAACUGGAGCCCCUAGUUUCCGAGAAGCUCUUAGAAUCGGUGCAGAAGUUUACCAUUCCCUCAAAAAAGUAAUUAAAAAGAAAUACGGCCUUGAUGCCACUAAUGUAGGAGAUGAAGGUGGAUUUGCCCCAAACAUCCAAGAAAACGUUGAAGCUUUCAUUCUUCUAUUAGAAGCCAUCGAAAGCUCAGGCCACGCAGGAAAAGUCAAUCUCGGAAUGGAUGUGGCUGCUUCUGAAUUUUUUGUAGCUGAUCAGCUUAAAUAUGAUUUAGAUUUCAAAAACCCUAAAAAUGAUGGAAGAUAUGUCAUAAAAGGCUUUGAUCUUGCUGAUAUGUAUCUUAAAUUUGCUGAAAGAUUCCCAUUAGUCUCAAUUGAAGACCCAUUCCAUGAAGACGAUUGGAGCAAUACUAAGCUUCUGACUGAUAAAAUUGGAGAAAAAGUCCAAAUUGUAGGGGACGAUUUAUUGACAACCAAUCCUGUCAGAGUAAGAAAAGCAAUUCAGGAAAAAACAUGCAACGCUUUACUAUUAAAAUUAAACCAAAUAGGAACCUUAACUGAAUCAAUUGAAGCUUGCACGCUAGCUCAACAAGCAGGAUGGGGAGUUAUGGUAAGCCACAGAAGUGGAGAGACUGAUGACUACUUUAUUGCUGACCUGUGUGUAGGGCUUGGGACUGGACAAAUCAAGACUGGCGCUCCUUGUAGAUCAGAAAGACUUGCUAAGUACAACGAAUUGCUGAGAAUAGAAGAAGAGCUAGGGGACAGAAGCAAGUAUGCUGGCGAUAACUUUAGGAACCCUCAGCUUUAA